CCAUAUUAGACGCCAUUUUAGUUUGUUUGUCUCUUUUUAGAAAGGUGUAUCCAAAUCUACAAUAUGAUUGAUGCUAUAAUUUUUAGCAUAUUUGACCCUAAGGAAGGGCCUAGAUUAGUAUAUCAAAAUCCAAAUAAUUAUUUAUCAAAGGCAAUAUUCGAUAACAAUCAUUUUUAUAUAAUAACCAAACCUCUACUACAAGGACAUACCAUUACUUUAGCGCUAGAGAAAAAAUACAUAAUAGGCCAUCCUUUAUGCUUAAAAAAUUCAAAAUAUGAUAGAAAUAUGUUUAUGUUUAAUGUAUGUUUCAUUAUUAAAAGAGAUAUGGACAUAUUUCCAUUUGAGAAAGUUGUUAAAAAACUAUCUAAUUAUCUUAAACGAUUUGAACUUGAAGAUGCUUAUUUAUCUGAAUCUAAAAAUAAAUUAUUAUUCUUUACUCUUUUAAAAGAUAUCAGGUUUAAAUUGAAUAUGUAUGGAAUGUGCUCAUUAUCAUUGGGAAAUGGAAAAAUGAUACAUUUAAAACUUAACAUAGAAAAUAGAUUAUUUAAUAUUCACAAAAUUAAUGACUAUGAUGUUCCAAUAAUGAUUGAAAAUAAUAAACUAUAUAAUAUGAAAUUUGAUUUGAGCAUGCAGCAGAUUUUACUUCAUAUUAAUAGUUAUAACCAUAUUUUAAAAAUAUCGCAAAAAGCGGAUGUAGACAAAUCUUUGGUUAUUUUAUGCAUAAAAAAUUUGAUGUACAUAGGAAUAAUUAAAUUAUUAUCUAUAUUCCAAUACAGCAAUGUUUACACUUGUUUGCCAGACAUUCACAAACUUUUUGUCAACAAACACCUUCAGAAUGAAUGUCUUAAAUAUGUAUCAAUCAAUGAAAAUAAACAACCUCAAUUACAUGAUGUCCUUCUAUAUUAUUCAGCCUUUAAUCAUACCGAUUCAAUUCAAAAUAUUAACGAAGUAUUUAACCCACGUUUAUUGAAGUUCAAUGAGAAAAAAGUAACUCCACUCCAGCAAAAAACUUCAUUGAUCUCGAAGAAAAUCGAUAGUCUUAACAUCAAAGGGGCUCUCAAACUCAUUUCGACCAAUGAUACCCUUGCUGAUUUCUCAGAAGAAACCUUAAGCAAGCUACGCUCAAAACAUCCGAAUUACACAGCCUUACACGCAUUGUGCAGCAGACUUCACACAAGAAGAAGUAAGGAGGAAAGCAAUCCUAUCAUUUCUUGUGACUCAGCGCAUGGACUUGACGGAAUUGGACCAAUCUUCUUACAGGACAUAAUCACUCCCAUGAUUUGUGCUCAUGUUUUAAUUCUCACCAAAAUUACCAACUUAUGCAAUAAAAUCUUAAAAGGAGAUGUACCAAGCUUUGUAACCCCCUUGCUCUUUGGAGCCAGACUCAUCACACUCCAAAAUCUCAACAAGGACAUCCGUCCCAUCUCCAUUUGUUCAACUUAUCGAAGAUUGGUAGCAAAAUUAAUUCCUCAAGAAUCAAACACGAAGCAUCACACAUGCUCAGCCCUUUUCAAUUGGGUGUUGGCGUACCCGGUGGAUGUGAAGCUGCAGUACACUUAACAAGAAUUCAUCUUGAAAAUAACCCAACUAACGAAGCUUUAGUGAAAAUCGACUUUUCCAACGCAUACAACACUCUUUCCCGCAACACCUUCAUAAAUUACACUUGUUCCUAUUUCCCCGCUUACACCAAAUUUCUUUUCUCUUGUUACCUAUCCCCUACAAUUCUACAAUUCAACACGGAAAAAAUACUUUCAGUUGAGGGUAUUCAACAAAGAGACCCUCUUGGAUCUCUUCUAUUUAGUCUUGGAAUCAAUGACAUCAUUAAAUCAAUAAACGCUUCUUGUACUUUAUCGCUUCUUGCUUGGUACAUCGAUGACGGAAUCUUAAGUGGCUCCCACAGUGAAAUUGACAAAGCAGUCAACAUAAUUCAUGAAAUGGGAACUGCCAUUGGACUCUCUCUUAACCUGAGCAAAUCCGAAUUCAUUCAAUUGAAUACAAACGCUCCAAACUCACAUAAUUUCAAAUUCACUGUUAUUGAUGAAUUCACACAAUUAGGAUCUCCCGUAGGAGGACAUAAGGCAAUUUGUACCUUCCUUCAUUCCACCCUUGAAAUCAUCCUUAAACUUGAAGACAUUUUUUCUCAUCUUCCCUCACACAAGUCUUAUUUCUUACUAAAAAAUUUCUUUUUCAUACCAAGGAUUCUUUAUGCACUUCGCGCAACACCCAUAUUUAAAUAUCCUUCUCCAUUAAAAACGUACGAAAACGGAAUAAAAGACCUAACCGAAAAAAUAAUAAAUCUAAGAUUCAACGAAUUCGCUUGGGCGCAAGCUUCGCUCCCCACAAAAUGACUUGGCAUUAGAUCUCCUUAUGAUCUAGCAAUAACCUCUUUCCUAUCUACUAGUCUCUUGUCAAAGUAAAUAACAAACGCCUAUCAUUCUAAAGAAGAUCUUUCCUUAAUUGAGGCCAUAAACACUUGGUAAACUCGAAUCAAUGUUGAUUCUCAUCCCCCCACAACCCAUAGACAGAAGGACUGGGAUGCUCUGGUAGAUGCUCGCUGCGUUGAAAAUCUCUUAUCUAGCAUGCAAUUAAUUCACCGCACCCUAUUCUCUUCCCUGCUCAAUGGUACUGGACACGAGUUUCUCGCAUUCCUUCUAUCAAUCUUCAACUUUCGAACAACGAACUUACUCACGCCAUCGGUAUUCGUAUAAAUUGCUCAAUCACCCACCCUCACAUCUGUUCAGGCUGUAACUCGCCCGUCGACACGAAUGGAAGACAUAGUUUACAUUGUCGCUCCUGCAAUGGUCGAUUCAUUAGACACAGGCAAUGAUUCAAUCAUCCAAAACACCUUGAAAUCAGCACAAAUCCCUUCCAUACUUGAACUUCAGGGUCUUUUCAGAUCUGAUGGUAAACGUCCUUACGUCAUCACUCAAAUUCGGUGGACGAGAGGCCAAUUAUUAGUAUGGAACUUUUCUUGUAUUGACCCUCCUGCCCCAUCUAACCAGAUACUCAACAUCAUAGACCAGAAGGAACAGCUUAAAACCUCGAAAUACACAGAAAUUACUAAUGACCAUUGUUUCAUUCCAAUUAUUUCAACCACACUUGCCACUUUCGGUAAACUUGCCUUAGCUUUUUUCUAAAAUUUAGGAUCUCAAAUCAACAAACAUUCGGAAGAACCUCGAGAGGGUUUUUUUCUUCGACAAAGGCUUGCCAUAGCAAUCCUUAAAGCCAAUUAUAUCCGCUUCAAUGGUAGUCUAAUAGUCAAAGAGCUAUCCUAAAUCCUUUUUUUUCCUCUCAUUAUACCAUCCCCGUUCUUCAUUGGUAUUUAAAAAAAUUUUUUUAUUCAUAUUCCUUUUGUCGCAUUUUAAUA
This is a messenger RNA of Gordionus sp. m RMFG-2023, 3367 nucleotides long. RefSeq names its product GATOR1 complex protein NPRL2-like. Bases 64 to 1560 code for a protein of 498 amino acids. The transcript has 10 exons. The record is from RefSeq and is a predicted model, not a curated record. Gene Ontology annotation, biological process: cellular response to amino acid starvation; positive regulation of autophagy; negative regulation of TORC1 signaling. NCBI's taxonomy places the organism in Eukaryota, Metazoa, Nematomorpha, Gordioida, Chordodea, Parachordodidae. Gene Ontology annotation, cellular component: vacuolar membrane; GATOR1 complex. Gene Ontology annotation, molecular function: GTPase activator activity.